Drosophila nasuta is the source of this 1539-nucleotide messenger RNA. RefSeq lists its product as uncharacterized. The record is from RefSeq and is a predicted model, not a curated record. Gene Ontology annotation, molecular function: DNA binding. Bases 214 to 1296 code for a protein of 360 amino acids. The transcript has 6 exons. NCBI's taxonomy places the organism in Eukaryota, Metazoa, Arthropoda, Insecta, Diptera, Drosophilidae.
ACGGUAUUGCCGUUGUACGCAAUUUAUAUAUAUCGGUUUGAAAAAGUAAAACAUCAGCUGAGAGUAGUUAUCGAUAAAUGCUUUCUCUUGUUUUGUUUUGUUUUCAUUUGAUGCAAAGCGUAUACUACCGCUAGUCGAGUUCUACACAAAAACAGUGAAGAGACAGAAAAGCGAAGCAAAUACACGACGAAAACCGAGCAAACUUUAUUGUGAAUGGUUAGCAGCUUGAAUCGUAUAUCCUCUGCGUCACCAAGAACAGUCAUGACAAGCGAAGAGGGAACCAGCGGUAGACCGAUGGAACGGUUUCGGUUUACUGACGAACGUCACCUUAUGCUCGUGGAGGCUUUCAGUCGCGAACCUUAUUUGUGGAGCCGCGGCUCUAGUCGCUAUGUUUGGGGUGCUCGCAGUGCUGCCUGCAAGCGAAUUCAAAAUAUUAUGAACGGCACAUUGCAGCGUAAUGAGACUCCUGUUAGUUUAGAAGGUGUUAAGAUGAAGAUCGGAAACUUGCGUACUGUAUAUCGUCGGGAGCUGAGGAAGAUUAAAGAGAAUCCUUCUUAUUAUCCCAACAGUUGUUGGUUUGAGCCAUUGAACAAAAUCUUAGCCCCUUUACUUGAUAAGAAUUCUGAUGAUGACGAAGUGAUGGUUUCCACCAAUCCAUUUCGGGAAGAGAAAGCUGAUGAGCACCAGCAGUUGAUUUCUCCCAUACCAUUAAAACGACUUCAGAGAUCUGAUGAUAACGAUCAGUUGAUUUCCGCGUCAUCCCAAAAACAGACUAAAGCUGAAGUUUCAGAAACAUUUAUGGAAGAGACAGAUGAUGAUGACGUUCAGUUGAUUUCACCUGUAGAUCCAACACAAUUUAUGGUUGAAAUACCGGCAACAUAUGUAGAAGAGGUUAAAGUACCCCGAUUAAAGUGGAUUAGGGUGAUGCCGAGCGAAGUCGAGGAAAGUACUGAAAUCAAGAUCGAGCAUGAUGCUGAUGUUGAUCAACCGGAGCCUUCUACUUCAACUUCUCCACAACUGUCUGUGAUAACGUCACCGCCACGAUCUCCUUCAUUAAACCUACCUAAAAUUGUGAACGCCUCUUCGCUGCAAACAGCUUUGCGAAACAGAGAAGAGGAUGAGUUUACGUUUUUCGGAAUGAGUGUUGCGGCCCAAUUGCGCAAAAUGCCUCUAUCGAGUGCAAUGAUCAUGCAAUCAAAAAUUCAGCAUAUGAUAUCAAUGGAACGACGGAAGAUCAAUGGCGAUACAAGCGAAGUGAAUUUAUUUUUUCAAACGGAAUUACAAGGUAUAUUUUAAAUUGUAAAUUGUCAUAAGAUUCUUAAUACGUUAUUACUUUUCAAUGUUUAUCAAGGAGCCUUAUAGAACUAUACGUUUGCAUGUGGUAGUUUCCAAAAUGCUGUGAAAUUAAGUUAUUAUGACAAUAAUAGGUAUUAAUGUAUGUAUCUGGAAAUAGUUUGUUAAAUCUUUGUUAUAAAUCGGUACACUAGUUCAAAAAUUGAAAAAAUUUAAUUAAAACUAACUGAACCAAUUAAAAGUAAU